AUGCUUGGACUAUUCCUCCUCCUAUUUACGGUCCCUCAUGCGGCUGCGCUCAAGGUUAAAAUCGGGCACAUCGGCGCUACCGGGAUCAUGCAGAACGGCGACAAAAUCCUGGAAAUCUCGCGGAAGGAGCUGUGGAAGGAGGGGAUUCUCGCUGACGAUUUUGACGUCGAAAUCAUCACGGCGAUGGGCUGUGGCGAGGCGUUCGAGGGUGUGGCCGUCGGUGCGGAUAUGUACCACGCGCAGGGUGUGCGCGCGUUUAUAGGACCCUACUGUAAUGCUGAGCUUGAUGCGGUGGCAAAGAUGGCCACAUUUUGGAACAUCCCGAUUGUCGGCUAUAUGGCGUCGUCGAAUCAGUUUGUGGAUAAAACAAUCUACAAAACGCUGGCCCGAGUAUCGCUACGUACUACGAAUUCACUGGCAGAGGCAGUAUCAGCGACCCUCAAGCAUUAUGGAUGGUCAAAGGUGGCGAUCGUGACGAACACCGGGGCGCUCGCCUUCGACCGGGUCGGCGGCUUUGAAGAGGUUUUCCACAAACGAUCCGUGCAAGUUGUAAAGAAGAUAAUUUUCGACGAGUCGAGCACGGCAAAAUCAAUGGUUGAGUCGGGGCUGCUGAACGAACUGUCGAAUUUUGCGAGAAUCGUAAUCUGUAUGUUCUCGUCGACGCGCGAGUUGUCUCGCGAAUUUAUGCAGGCGACGAUCAUGUCGGGGAUGAACACCCAUGACUAUGUCUACAUUUUGCCAUGGUUGCAGAGCGAAUCGAAGGACGCGUCGCCCUGGAUUGGUGCCGACGGGCAAAUGCUCCAGAAUAUCAAGGAUCACUAUGCAAAUGCAUUGAUUGUAGACGACGUCAACGGCUUCGACGACACGAUGGUGACUCCCUUCAAAGAAAGAGUCGAGAGCAACGGCAUGACCACUGACGACCUCGAGAUGAAAAACAUCUACGCCUACAUCCACCUGUACGACGCGCUCAAGCUGUACGCCAGCGCCGCCAGGGCAGCCAUCAAUGAAACUGAUGACCCGAAGGUGGUGCUCGAUGGGAAGAGGCUGUGGAAUAAGAUGAGGCGGAUGACGUUUCCGGGCCUCGUCAGCGCCGCUGGCGUCGGCUCGGGUACGGUAAUAAUGGACGACUUGGCGGAGCGGGCCCCAAAAUAUGCCGGCUUCUUCGUCGCUCCAAACCGCGAUAACGUCAUCAAGGUACUCGAGAUGGAGCCGAAAUUUAUCGCCGCCUGCGACGGGUUUAAAACAAAGUCCGGCUGCUAUGAUUUGACGAUGAGCGACCUGGUGACUGGGUUUUGGCCGUCUUCCGACGGAAAACUUCCCCCAGACGAGCCCGUCUGCGGAUACCGUAACGAGAGGUGCGACUACACCCUGUUGAUCAUGGGCGGUGUGCUGGUGAUGAUCAUCCUGGGGGCGACGAUUGCCGGCGCGGUGCUUGUGCGGGUUUGCCAAAACCGCGCGCUGGCCCGAACGCCUUGGCGGCUCUACCGUGAAGAUUUCCGGAUUGUCAACGAGGAGGAGAUGAAAUCGAUGCUGUCAAUAGCCUCAACUCGUACGAAAAUGUCGAACAUGUCGACAUUUGCGAAACAUCAUGCGGUGGUGGGGACGAAUACGCAUGCCUCAUUUCAUAUGUACCCACAGCGACGUCCGAUCACAUUUUCGAGACAGGAUCAGAUGCUGUUGACAAUGAUGAAACAAGCGGUGCACGACAAUAUCAACCCGUUCCUCGGGAUGUCUUUUAACGAAAAGGAGGAGAUGAUUGUGCUGUGGAAGUUCUGCUCGCGCGGUACCAUUCAGGACAUCAUCUACAACGAUGAUGUUUCUAUGGAUGCGAAAUUCCAUGCGGCAUUCAUUCGGGACAUCACACUGGGUCUGGAAUACCUACACGCCUCCCCGAUUGGCUAUCACGGCUCUCUGACCCCCUGGGCAUGCCUUAUCGAUCGAAAUUGGAUGGUGAAACUGACGGACUACGGUAUCGCAAACCCGCUGGAGCGCUGGGAAAAACAAGGCGCAAUCGCCACCGAAACCCUAAAAGAAGGCGCUGGGGAGGGAAAGAGCGGAGCCCUGCAAAAGACAAGCGUACUGUACAACGCGCCCGAGUUGCUACGGAAUCGGGAGUCGAACAAGCGCCGCGGCAUGGACCAGAAUUGGGUCAAGCAGUCGGCGGCCCGCCGCCAGUCCGGCGACAUCUACGCGUUCGGGAUGGUGAUGUACGAGAUUCUAUACCGUGCCCUACCUUUUCCAAGCACCACCAGCGUUGAUGAGUUGUGCGACUACAUCCGCGACGGGUCCAAGUCGUACAAACCAACUAUCCAAGAGCGCCAGGAUAUUCACCCGGAUCUGUGCGCCCUCUUACAGGACUGCUGGAAUGAGAACCCGGAAGUGAGACCAUCUGUGCGGAGAGUACGGCUGAAUACGGAGACGUAUUUGAAAGUCAAAGGCUCCCUGGUCGACCAAAUGAUGCGAAUGAUGGAACAGUACGCCAACAACCUGGAAAAGCUGGUGAAAGAGCGAACCGGCAUGUUGGAGGAGGCCAAUAUUCGAGCCGACCGCCUCCUCUCUCAACUCUUGCCAAAAUACGUGGCCAACGAGCUGAAACUCGGCCGCGCCGUCCCGCCCAAGCUGUUCAACUCGGCCACCGUCAUGUUUAGUGAUAUCGUCGGCUUCACGACGAUCUGCUCGACGUCGAGCCCGCUGGAGGUGGUGAACAUGUUGAAUGGGCUGUACUCCGGUUUUGAUGACGUCAUCAACAAGCACGAAUCUUAUAAGGUGGAGACGAUCGGCGACGCGUAUAUGAUAGUGUCGGGGAUUCCGGAGGAGAAUGGGCAUCGUCAUAUCUCGCUGAUUUGUGAGACCGGGCUCGGCAUGAUGGAGUAUCUGCGCAGCUACGAGAUCCCGCAUCGCCGCAACAUCCGCAUCCGCAUCCGACUCGGCAUCCACUCGGGUCCCGUAGCGGCCGGAGUAGUCGGGCUGACUGCGCCUAGAUACUGUCUUUUUGGAGAUACGGUAAAUAUGGCUUCGCGGAUGGAGAGCACCGGAAUGCCGGAAAUGAUCCAGUUAUCUGAGGUAGCCCGUGAUUUAUUGAAAUUGCAUUACCCCGAGUACAACUGUACGCUUCGCGGCACCGUCGAUGUCAAGGGCAAAGGCACAGCUACGACGUAUUGGUUGGAGGGGAAAACGGUUCCGGACCCUGCGCGCGACGCGGCCGAGACCAAGAUGCAAAUGCAAGGACUCGGAUAU
Molecule: messenger RNA, 3237 nt
Organism: Mesorhabditis spiculigera
Lineage: Eukaryota; Metazoa; Nematoda; Chromadorea; Rhabditida; Rhabditidae
Source: the annotation of a GenBank genome assembly